CUUAUCGCUUUGUGAGAUUUUUAUUUAAAGUUUUGGCAAAUGCGUUUUAUGCGAUUGAAGUAGAGGGAUUAGAAUAUAUCCCUCCAGAUGGAUGUUCGACUAUUCUCUGCCCAAAUCAUGCAAAUUCCUUGACAGAUCCUAUUUGUCUUUUGGCCGCUAUACCAAAAGAUAAGCGAGAUAUGGCUUUGACUCGCAAUAAAGACCGUCCAAACUUUUCAAUUAAUCUAUUGACAGUUUCAUUAAUAUACAUUCGUCGCGAAAAAUUUCGGUCGAACGUUUUGGUUAAAUUCAAUCCACCGAUCGUGCUUACUCCACAACAUCAAUCCCUCCUGAAAACUGUUACUUCAGAUGGCAAAAAGCGUUCUAGUGAACAAGCCAUAAAUGAAUUGACAUCUGUCAUGGAGGAAACGGUUCGUUCAAACACUCUUGAUUCACCUGACUGGCAAACUUUAAGGAUAG
Molecule: messenger RNA, 459 nt
Organism: Racocetra fulgida
Lineage: Eukaryota; Fungi; Glomeromycota; Glomeromycetes; Diversisporales; Gigasporaceae
Source: the annotation of a GenBank genome assembly